Messenger RNA from Rotaria socialis, 1173 nucleotides. Lineage: Eukaryota; Metazoa; Rotifera; Eurotatoria; Philodinida; Philodinidae. The record is from the annotation of a GenBank genome assembly.
AUGACUUCAAAUGUUGUCGAGACAGAUGAUGAUGAAUAUCAAAAUGGAUAUGAAGAUGAAGAGAAAACGAUUGAAGAAGAAGAAGAAGAAGAAGAAGAACUAUCAGUUACAGACGAUGAACAAAAUGAAUUGAGUCAUUUACAAGUAGAUGCAAAUAUGCCAUUAAAUGAGCUGUUUAAAUUGUAUAGUAAUAAUGUACCAACGAUUAGCAAUGAUGUCAUACAAGAUGAUGAAGAAUCAUACAGUUCAUCGAAUGUUGAAGAUGAGGACGACGAUGAAGAUGAAGAUAAUCGAAGGCAUCGUUCACUUCUUAUAAAUGGAGAAAUGUUACCGGAAGAUGAUGACGAUGAUACAGAUGAUAGUUUAUAUGAGCCUGAUAUUGCUAAACCUAUUCAUGUUGGUGAUGAAUAUCAAGCAGAAAUUAAAUCAAAAGCUGAAUAUGACUUACCAAAUGAGCGUGACGAUGAUAGAGAAGUACCGGUUGAUGAAUUACUUUGGUCAUCGUCUUCGGUGAAUGAUAGUGAAAAUGAAAAUAUUGAUGAAUAUCUUACUAUAAUUCACAGUGAAUAUCCGGCAUCGGACGACGAAAUAUCUCUUCAAAUUCUUUUGAAUUGCCAUUUAAAUACCGAAUUAGCACUUAUGAAGUUUCGUCAACUAGCCACUAAAACUAUAUAUUCGUAUACUGCUUGGUCAUUAACUGAAAUACAAAAGUUUGAAGAAGGUUUACGCGAAUAUGGAAAGAAUUUCUUUGAGAUUUCUACUUAUAAAUGUACAAAUCGAUCUGUUCGUGAAGUAGUUCAUUUUUACUAUCAAUGGAAAAAAAGUGAACGGUAUCAAUUUUUUGUUGAGGAGCAACAGCGUAUUAAUUCACUGAAUUCUGUGAGUGAUAUUAUUGAAAAAUUUAUCGAAGAACAAGAACACAACUUGUGUACUGCAGCCGGUGUAUUAAAUUCAGAAAACUCACCUUCUUUCGUUUCAAAUGAUUUUAAACUUCAUGCACCACUAUCGUCAAAUUCUUCAAUCUCCUUUGUAACUAUUCAUCAACAAGAAACUACCGCUACGACAACAAAACGAUCAUAUGAUCAUAUAGACAAUGGCGAUGAACCAUCAGCAAAAAAGACUUCAAUUCCUACAAAAACUUCAUCAGCUGAAACAACAGCGACUAUCAUAUAG